Toxoplasma gondii ME49 is the source of this 3033-nucleotide messenger RNA. RefSeq lists its product as hypothetical. The record is from RefSeq and is a predicted model, not a curated record. The transcript is spliced from 8 exons. NCBI's taxonomy places the organism in Eukaryota, Apicomplexa, Conoidasida, Eucoccidiorida, Sarcocystidae. Bases 21 to 2846 code for a protein of 941 amino acids.
UGCACUCGCGGCCGACACCAAUGGAAGAGAGCUCCUGCGUCUUCUCCGCCAGUCGACCAGAUGAGGAGCGACGACGUCUCCGUCGACGACGGGGGUCUGUCUCUUCAUUCUCCUCUGUCUCUCCCGCUUUCUUCUCUUCCUGCUCAUUCUGCUGGUGCUUCUUCUGUCUCGUUCUCUUUCUCUCGUGGCCGACGUUGCCAAGCCAAGGAGCUGAUGCAAGUCCUCAUGCGCCGUCCGCGCAGCCCAGUCCUCUCGCGCUGAUCAGGAAGGACGGAGAGACACAAGGAAACGGAGAAGUUCUUCAGACAGACAUCUCAGGAAAGUCUUCCGACACCCGUCCUCUCGCACCUCUCUCCACUGCUCCUUCGUCUCCCCCUCCUGCGACUUCGUCUCAAGUCCUGUCUCCUUUCCGCUUCUCUGCUGAGCCUCGCGAGUUUGCGGCUUGGCGAGCGUCGGGGUUCCUUUUUGACCGAACAUGCACGCGUCUCUUCCUCUUUCCAGAAGCUGAGCAAUUCGCCGUCCCAGUUCUCGCCGACGUCUCCUCUGUCUCCGGCGUCUCCGAUUCCGUCAGCUUGCCUUCGCCGAGUCUGCGAGGCUUGCCUGUUCAGGAGCGUGAGAGCCGCGACGGCUUGUCUGCGUUCGAGGAGGACGGUCUUCCGAGUUCCAACUCUUCUUCGUUUCCUCAGACACGGGCCAUCGUCACGCAUCUGUCGCGAACCGAGGGAGCCGUGGAGAGUCUCUUCGGCCUCGUCGAGUCGUGGAGAUUCACCUUCGGUGUGUUGGAUCGAAAGGACGUCGCUGGCGACGAACUGCCUUCAACGCAUCUUUUAAAGUCUCCGCUUCUUCACCGACAGGUUGCUGUCAGCGACGAAGAGGCGAGAGACGCGACCCUCCGGUCUCCACCCGACUCGACUCCACUCAUCACCGAUCUUCUCGUCUUUGCGGACCCGCGCGUCGAAGCAGCCACACUGCCUCCUGUUUGUGAACAGCUGCGGCCUUGGGAAGGCCAUCACGUCGCCGCCCUCCGUCUCCAGUCUCGUCUCCGCCGUGUCUCUCUCCUUCGCUCUCUCUCCUCUCACUCUUCUUCUCGUGUGUCUCCCUCCUCUUCCUCUCCUUCUCUCGCGUCUUCUUUCUCGCGUCGACUGCAUGUCCCGCGUUUGUCUGCGCGGAACUGGCAGACGCAUGCAAGUCGCUGUUUCGUCAUUUUCACCUUCGUGGCGGGGACUGAGACCCCCGACGGUCGGUGGGAUCGCGUGCGCGAGGCGGCGGAUCUCGCGUUCCUCGCGGAGCCUGUCGUCGCAGCGACUGUGAGUGUCUACGACGAAGUUCUGAAGGUGCCAGCUUCUGCCCUUCUGACGCCGUCGCUCCUGCACCCGCCGAGAAGAAGCGCGGAGAUCGACGGGGCGCCGCCCGGCAGAAGGCGACAGGCGAGAGCUGCGCUCGCCUUUGAAGGAAAAAAGGAGAACCGCACCCGCUGGCUCGUCGCACAAGAAGACACUGCAUGCAAAUCCGACACGAGCGAAGUCGCGCUCAAGGAAUACGCACGGCUUUUUGGUUUGAAGAUGCCACAGUCCGUCUGGAUCGGCGACGUCUGGAGGGGGGCCCCGCAACUUCUCUCGCGACUUUCGCGUCUCGCCUUUUUGAUUGCAGAUUUCCUUCUAUUUCAUGAUCCCGUGCUCGGACGCACGGAAGGCGGUUACGGAUGGACUUUGUCUUGUCUCUUCGCCUACGCUCUCCAUCUUGCCGCGUCGCAUUUAGUGCAUCCUGAGAUGCUCCUUGUGGAUCCCCGUCUCUCUCUCGAUCUUUCUGAGUCCUCGUCUGAGGCUGCGGCUGAGGAUCUGUCCAAGACUGAGAGCAUCGUGUUGAUUUCUGGAGAGUCACGGCAGGUCCAGGACGGAGCGAAAGGUGGAGGAAAAGCAGCAGAGGCUUCUAGCAUUCUUCUGUCUCUGUACCGGAACGUGGAAGAAGAGGCGUCACUCGCGUUCCCGCUGGCUUUGACUGAAUUCGAAGAAACUGACGCGAAAUCGCCGGAGAACGGACCGAGUGUCCUGGCCUACGCAAGAACGUGUGUGUUCUAUGGAAGCCGGAGAUAUCGGCAGCGAAAACGCGCAGUCCGGUCGCCUUUCUUCCACCCACCUGUGCUGCGUCUCGGCGAAGAACUUGUCGAUGGGCCGGCCGUCUCUCAGAGCUCGACCGACGCCGCCGACCUCGCUCGCGAUACGCCUCUGUUUCCGACGGCUUUGAUUCGAAAGGAACUGACGGACUUCUUUCGGUGUCCUGCAGACCAUCCCUAUCCUUUUUCGGACUCUGCGUUCGCAGACAAAUGCUGCAAGACGAAACUGGAUUGCGACAGCCAGCCUCUGACCUCUCUCUCCAAGUGUUGCGGUAACAAUGUGGCGUGUCGCGCUCCGCCGUGUGACCCGGACGCAGACGAUGCUGUCAUGGACGUCCCACCCGCCACAUCGGCGAGCGAGUGUCCAGCGGCGUUUCCGUACCCGUACAGUCCGACUCGCGCCUUGACGUUCUGCUGCGCGAGCGACCGAGACUGUUCGGGGGAACCGCUGCAACCGGAGUCUAAGUGUUGCUACAACCACGCGUACGCGGAGUGCUUGGAUGCGCCGUGCGCUCCUCACAGAAACGUGUUGGUGGCUCUCGGGGCGGCGCACCGAUACAGCUUGACUCCUGAGCGUGCACCGCGACUCGUGGAGAUGAUGGGGAAACUGAACGCGAGCCGCAACCAAAGCGUGCGAAUGGCUGUGGAGGCACUGCAGCAUCUGCACUUGGUGGAGAAUUUCAUCAACGAAGCUUUCCGGGACAGGUCAGAACACGAAGUACACCGUCGCUAGUCAGGUGAAUGGCGCCGUCUGGCUGCUCGGCGGAUCAAAAAGCGCUCGGGGCCGCGGUGUACGCGUGCCUUCGCCACGUGGACCGGGACCUCCGCGCAGCAGACUGACGUGGAUUUCCACGAGAGGAAUGCCAGGACAUUAGUGCAUAGGAAUGUGCGUCUGAGGAACGGAACAGUACAUUGGAUCA